AUGCCAUUUCCAUCCAUUCCAUCUCUUCCUCAAGCUUGUUUGAAUGCUAUGAUACACAGUAUGGCCUCUUUGUUUCAGGUUGGACGAAAACGAAGAACAAGGUGGCCUCUUUGUUUCACUGAUAUAGUUGGUCUCUUUUGCAAAUGCAAGAAGAUGAAGCAAAUCUGUAGAUUAUUGCAACUAUCAGAAAUGGGCAAGCGCUUGCGGCAGGGCAAGGACACCUCCAGGACAUACUGA
Molecule: messenger RNA, 237 nt
Organism: Triticum turgidum subsp. durum (durum wheat)
Lineage: Eukaryota; Viridiplantae; Streptophyta; Magnoliopsida; Poales; Poaceae
Source: the annotation of a GenBank genome assembly